This is a messenger RNA of Penicillium cinerascens, 330 nucleotides long. RefSeq lists its product as uncharacterized. The transcript has a single exon. The record is from RefSeq and is a predicted model, not a curated record. The coding region runs from base 1 to 330 and encodes 109 amino acids. NCBI's taxonomy places the organism in Eukaryota, Fungi, Ascomycota, Eurotiomycetes, Eurotiales, Aspergillaceae.
AUGGGGGAGGAGAUCGAAUUCUGUCUUCUCUUCGCGGUGAGGGUCUUAGAGGGGGGGUCCGUCGUCUCCCGUAAGGGCCAGGACCGUAUCCUCGGCUCUGAAAGGGAGGAGUUCGAGAACGGCGACGAUAAUCGGGCGGCGAGCGACUUCGUGGCCGACCAUAUCCUCGAUCGGAGGGCACCCAGGUAUCGGCACGCGGACGAGAGCGAUUUCGCGGUGGUGAACGUCGACGACUGUCGUAGCCGCCGCGAGAAAGUGACCGGCCAGGUCGGUCGGCUGGCCGGUAACUUUCUCCUCCUCGGCGGUCGUCAAAUCUGCAGGGCUUAUUAG